This is a messenger RNA of Dromaius novaehollandiae (emu), 3449 nucleotides long. RefSeq names its product BSD domain containing 1 (gene BSDC1). NCBI's taxonomy places the organism in Eukaryota, Metazoa, Chordata, Aves, Casuariiformes, Dromaiidae. Gene Ontology annotation, cellular component: cytoplasm. The transcript has 11 exons. The coding region runs from base 56 to 1414 and encodes 452 amino acids. The record is from RefSeq and is a predicted model, not a curated record.
GGCGGGGCCUGCGGGGUGAGGGGUCGGUAAAUAGUGGUGACGUCAGGUGGCCAAGAUGGCGGAGGGGGAGGACGCGGGCUGGUGGCGGAGCUGGCUGCAGCAGAGCUACCAGGCCGUCAAGGAGAAGUCGACAGAAGCUUUGGAAUUCAUGAAGCGGGACCUGGCCGAGUUCACCCAAGUCGUGCAGCACGAUACAGCCUGCACUAUCGCCGCCACGGCCAGCGUGGUCAAGGACAAGCUGGCAAAGACAGAAGGUUCCUCAGGUGCAACUGAAAAGGUGAGGAAAGGGCUCUCCGACUUCCUGGGUGUCAUCUCGGACACGUUUGCUCCUUCGCCAGAUAAGACCAUUGACUGCGAUGUCAUAACGCUGAUGGCAACACCCACGGGUACCACGGAGCCCUAUGACAGUGCUAAGGCUCGUCUCUACAGUCUUCAGUCAGACCCAGCCACCUACUGCAACGAACCCGACGGCCCUGCUGAGCUCCUUGAGGCCUGGCUCUCUCAGUUUAACCUAGAGGAGAAGAAAGGGGAGAUCUCAGAGCUGCUGGCGACCAGCCCUUCCAUCCGCGCGCUCUACAGCAAGAUGGUCCCCGUGGCUGUUUCUCAUUCUGAAUUCUGGCAGCGCUACUUCUAUAAAGUGCAUCGCCUGGAGCAGGAUGAGGUCCGGAGGGAAGCUCUGAAGCAGAGGGUGGAGCAGAGCAUGCACCGAGAGGAGCCAGGCUGGGAGGAGGAUGAAGAGGAGUUUUUGGGAAUGUCACCCCUGCCUUGUGCAAAUGUGAAAUUUCCAGAAGCAGCAGAGAAGGAAUCUGCCCCUGCAGCCCCGGAGGGAAGCCACCCCACCCCCCUCAAGGGACCCCCAGAGGAAAGCUGGGCUGUCCCCCCUUCCGAGUCGGCCCCAGCAGAGGGGAGCCCUUCUGAGAGCAGUGAGAGCGUCUCCCUUGUGACUCAGAUUGCAAACCCUGCCUCUGUGCCUGCCGCGCAGCUACAGACUGGAGCACAACCAGCUGGGGCCCGGGACCUCUCCCAGAGGCUGCUGGAGGCCACCUCGGAAGAGCAGGGCUCCCCGCCGAAGCCUGCGGAGCCUGGCCAUCCUUCUGCCGCUGCCUCGGAGCCGCCAGCAUCCUCAGAGCAGCCAGCUGCCACAGAGCCCAAGGAGGUGGAGAGCAAAGCCCAGGGCAGGACAGAGACUCUGAAAGAGGAAGGACCAACGGAUUUACGAGUCUUCGAGCUGAAUUCUGAUAGUGGGAAAUCCACGCCCUCCAACAACGGCAAGAAAGGCUCCAGCACUGAUAUCAGUGAGGACUGGGAAAAGGACUUUGAUUUGGACAUGACUGAAGAGGAGGUGCAGCUGGCGCUCUCGAAGGUGGAAGUAUGUGGGGAGCUGGAAGAUGAAGAGUGGGAAGACUGGGAAUAAAGCGACUGCUUCCAGCGUGUGUCACAGGCUCAUUUCCACCAUCGAAUGUGAAUUAAAUCACGGACCGGCUAUUCCUUUGUGUGUAACUGUGCUGGGGAUUGCAGUUCCAGGCUGGAAGAGUUUCAUCCCUGCUAAAUCCUGUGGGCAACUCAAAUGACCUGUUCAGAGCUGGAGGAGGAGGAAGCAGGAGUUCACUUGUACACUUAGCUGCUAGGGAGCCCAUCCUGUCCGUAGGUCCUAGAGACUUGGCAAGGCCAGAACUGACUGCCCCUGACUGGGUGGAGGCAGGUGUGGUGCAGCGAGGGGUCCCUAGGGUGAGCGGGGCACUGAGACACCUGGCAGGAUCGCUUGGUGCCCCCAGACUGCCAGUUGGCUGAUUGUCUGCUUGUGUGUGUGCGUAACCUACCGUGCGGCAGUUCAAAGGCUCUUCGAGGCAAGCUGCUCCCGCUCGCUUGCUGCUCUGCGCUGCCAAGCCGUCCCUGGAGAAAGCCCCUGAACGGGGACUGGCCGGGGGCUGGAGAUGCUGCAGCUGAAGUAGCUCCUGCUCUAGCACUCAGCACCGCGAGGAAAGGCAGCUGGCUCGUGGCUUUGGCCCAAAGCUGGGCCCUACUGGAAGGAGCCAAACUCUCUGCCAGCUCCUGAGCUUCUGCCUGGCCUGGCUUUUUGUCUUGGAAGCUUUUUCUAAUGGAAACUCCUGUUUCCUGCUGCAAGAGCAGCAGCUUCUCUAAGAGCCAAGGGCUGACGCUUUCCCCUCUGCAGCCAUCCCAGCUGCACUACUUUCCUCUGCUGGGUUUUGAGUACUUUAGUUAAAUUCUCCAAGCAAAGUGCUUGUGGCUUGCUGUUACCUGAGCACUCUGGCUGGCAGUGAUCUGGGUCACCCUGGGAGCAGAACCUCUCCGUUGUGGUGCCCACUGCAGCCCACUGACCAUGUCAGCCUCUGCCCUGGCUGCAAGGCUCAGCUGAUCCCCUCUCUUCCCAGGGCAGGGGGGGCAAGUGUGGCUGGUACCUGCUGGCUGAGACUGUGUUAAUUGGUCUGACCCUCCCUCAUGUCCCAGCUGCACCAGGCUUCACGUGGCUGCCAGGGUUACCAGCCUUGCUGUGCACACCUGGUGUCCUUCACUUAAACCACGCUGCCACUGCUUGCAAUGCUCCCUUGGGACCCACGGCCUCUAUCCCCAGAGCAGUUCCCUUCUAAUGUCAUAAAAUGCUCCUUGAUGGAUGUUGCUAAUCUACAGUCAUCCGAAAGGGACAGAGCCCGCACCCCUGUGUCUGGCCUUUCAGGCAUUGAUUUUAUCCAUGCUACCUUUGUCAUUCUGCCUCUUUGAGAGCUGCUUAUUUGGAGUUAGGGGUUUUCUUCCAUUUCUGGAUAGCCUUAGCUUAGGGGUACUUGGGAGAGUUUUUUUUUCUUUGGGGAGGUUCUUAAAUGCAGCUGCCUGCACGGCUUGGUGGUUGUUAAUGGUGACUUCAGGCCCAAACACGAGAGCUUGUUGGUACUGCAAAAGUCCCAAGGGCCCGGGAUUGCUGCAGCGCAGCUCCUGCUUCUUCAUGUCCAAGGGGCCCAGCAGCAUCUCCGAGCUGUGCUGCCGCCUUGCCCUGUCCUGGGCUCUGACACAGCCCAAGGAGGCAGCUGCAUUCUCGCUGUACAGAGGCAGGAGCCAAGUUUAGCUACAGCGGGAAACUUGUAGGUUGGUGCCCUGAUGCUGGUGGGGCUGUUUCUAUUGAAGGGCUGCGUGGGCGCUGCUGGGCUGUGUUGCUGUGGGGUGUGAAGGUGAGUCCUGGCUGCACCCCUGGGCCUGCAGCGGAGCUGCCGAGGGUGCAGUGCUCGUCUGUGUCAUUUUUUUUCUUUAGUCAAAUUAACCGUUUGGUUGUCUGUGCAAUAUUCUCUGUUCUGAACUAUUCUGCAUCUCCCUGAGCCUUUUCUAGCUGGGGUGAAAACCAGAAACAAUUCUAACAGCUGGUAGUUUUGUAAUGACGACUUUCUCCAAACCUUUUACAGACUUGCAGUUAACAGCAAUUAAAGGAAUUCUACAGAGUC